AUGGGGGGCUUUGCUAGCAAGAGGAGGAACAAUUUAAGUGAGAAAGUAGAUGUUGGUGGGUUGAGAGAAAAGAUGAGGAAUAUUCAAGAGGAAAUGAGUGGGAUGGUGUGUGAGAGGAAGAAAGAGAGUGCAGCAUAUGAGAGGGACAUGAUGGUGUUUGCAUUCAAGGAGGCUGAGUGGAAGCAAGAGAAGAAGAAGAUGAGGGAGGAGGUGAAGAUGUUGAGGAAGAUGGUGGACGAGAAGGAGAAGAGAAUUAGAGGGAUUGAGGAUGCAGGGGUAGUUUUGGGAGCUGGGAAUAAUAAGAGUGGUGGGGAGAAGGAGUGGGAAGUGUUGUUGGCUGAGCAAAUGAGGGAGGAGAGAGCAAGAAGAGAUGAGACUGUGGAGAAGUGGAAGCAGCUUUAUCUGGCUAUUAAGAUGGAGCUUGAUGAACUCAUUCAGAGGACACAUUGUGAAAAUGGGCUGUACUGGAGAGCAGAGGAGGAAGACACUGUGGAAGAGCUAAAGAGAGACAUCAAAACCAAAGAAGAAAUGAUUGCAGGCCUAAAAUCCAGAAUAGUUUCUAUGGAGCAUGAACAAUACAAGAAGGAACGAGAGAUUGACAUAUUAAGGCAAAGCUUAAGAAUCAUGAGCAGCAAGAAGACACUGCAGGUCACUAAGAAUGUUUCUCGAGAUUCACAGCCUGUGAAUGUGAAACAGGCUAGAAAAUUGUAA
Prunus armeniaca (apricot) is the source of this 711-nucleotide messenger RNA. The record is from the annotation of a GenBank genome assembly. NCBI's taxonomy places the organism in Eukaryota, Viridiplantae, Streptophyta, Magnoliopsida, Rosales, Rosaceae.